CAGUUUGAAUAGUCGUUCACAUUGUUACCAUGUCCAUAAUGAAAGAUUGGGCUAUGAUACUAUUCAAACUUGCUAAGCUUUAUCGAGAUCGCAUGUUGCCUUUUAUUUAGCAUAUUCAAAUUUUAUCUUCAUUGUAUCAUAGUUAAACUAAAAUUGGUUUCAACAUCUUACUGAUGUUAAAUUUAAACAUUUGUUUGUUUAGAGUUUUAGGUUCUUUAGGAUUUUUAGCUGCAGGUAUGACAAUAUUUGUGGUAGCAGAGAGUGUUGGAAACUGAAUUGGACUUUCAAAAUGGUACGAAUACUCCGAAUACUGAAAUGGACAUGGUUUUGUUUUAUACUUCCCGUUGAAGGAACACAACGUAAUGCGACAUGUUUCGACAACUGUAACUGCUGUAAGAGUAAUGUAUGUCAUACUGUGCAUUAUAGCAAUCAUACUUGGAUGAAUGUUUGCUCACACGGAUGCAUCGAUGGUCAUAGGGGCGCUAGAUGUUACGAGCUUUGUACAUACAAUAAUUGUGUAUCGUGUGAAAUGGACGUGAAUAUAUGUACUGUUUGUAAGGACGGCUUUUAUAAUAAAGAAGGGUCGACCACAUGUCCGUACUCUCUUUGUCCAAACAAUUGUAAGUGCAAUGAUGGUAAAACAUGUACAACAUGUAAAAACGGUUUCUUUGAUACAGGCAACGACUGUAAUAAAGAAUGUCCGUCUAACUGUUUGACCUGUUCAUCUAGAGAAAUAUGCAACGAGUGUAAAACAGGAUUUUAUAACGGGUAUGAAUUUGUCAAUAAUGUUAAACAGUUGUUCAAUAAUUGCACAUUUAAAUGCAUCGACAGCUGCAAAGAAUGUAAAUCAUAUGGCAGCUGUUUGCAAUGCGUUAAGGGAAAAUAUGGCCCAACAUGUCAAAAUAAUUGCUCGAUUGGGUGCAGAGGCCAAACAUGCGAUAUUGAAUCUGGUAAUUGUAUAUGCUCCUCAAACUUUGAUGGUGACAAAUGCACGGAUUGUGUUUCUACAAAAUAUGGAACCUAUUGUAACGAGACAUGCCCUGAAAGCUGCAAAAAUAGUAAGUGUAACAAGACUUCGGGGUAUUGUAGUGAAGGUUGCAUCACAGAUACAAUAACUGGGGAAACUUGUAAUGUUUGUGCACUCGGGAUGCACGGAAUAGUUUGUAACAAAACGUGUCCUUUAAAUUGCAAAGGUAAAACGUGUAACCGAAAAUCUGGAUUCUGUUCUCGGGGAUGUGAAAACAACUUUGAAGGUCCAUUUUGUGACACCUGUAUACAAGGAAAGUAUGGUACAUCAUGUAAACAAAAUUGUUCAUUGAAAUGUACAAAUGCUUUAUGUGAGAAAGAAACUGGAAAUUGUUUUAGCUGUAUCGCCAAUUUUGAUGGGGACAUGUGUAACACAUGUAGAAAUGGAUUUUAUGGGCUUAAUUGUAUAAGUUUAUGUCCUUCUCAAUGUUUCAACAAAUCGUGUGAUAUUAAUGGCGGACAAUGCGAUUUUGGCUGCACAUUUAAUUAUUUCGGAGAUAAAUGUUGUGUAAAGAACGACAAGUGCAUAGAAUGCUCCUCUGACACGGAAUGCCAAAAAUGUAAAUCUGGUUAUUUCAGUAAAUUGUGUCAGAAAAGGUGCCCUGUUAACUGUCUAGAUUCAUGUGAUAUCUCAUCGGGCGUUUGCAGCGAUUGCAUAAUAAACCAUUUUGGACCCUUCUGCAAAUUGAAAUGUUCUCAAAAUUGCAAUGUAUCACGAAGCAGGGCCACACGUGACUGUGCGUCAUCCGACGGAAUAUGUAUGUUUGGUUGUAAACAAGGUUUUUUCGGUCUUAAAUGUAAUGAGACAUGUAGCAGCCUUUGCAUCGACACCCUGUGUAGGCAAGAGAGUGGUAUUUGCGUAAAAGGUUGCACAGGAGCAAAUGACGACCCGAUGUGUGUACUGAGUUUAGGGAAACCACAAGAUGUAUCCGACAAGAAAUCAACAACUGCAUAUGUUGUUUUUGCAACACUCUUUGCGGUUACUUCCACGGCAUUAUUUGUUCUUAUUUUGAAGAAACUAAUAAAGAAAACACGUUUCUCAGUCAGGCAUACCGUGGAAUCUAUGAUUCGAAGUCGCUUUCAAAAUUCACAAAACGAAGAAGAAAUCGCUGUUUCUGAAGUAGACAAUACCGCUUAUGAAAUCAUCAAUACAUGUCAAGGUGAUACGGACACUUGUGGAAACACGGACUACAUGAAUCUUCGAAUUCAAGCAUCAUGAUAUGUCAUUCUCGUUUCGUAACUUUUUUCCAUACCUACCAAGAAAACGGACUUGCAUAUUCAUAACAUUUAUUAGUUUUACUUUUUGAAGCCUAUUUCAAAGAUAUUUACCCUUAAAGGAUUUUAUAAUUGUAUGCGAUACUUGGCAUUUUCACAAACGAUCAGUUUAUAUGAAUUAUUCUAGUGGUAUAACAUUUGGUUAUACAUGUGUAUAUUCAAAAAUAGCUUUUGAAUUGCUGUUAUGUACUUCAAUAGUGUAACAGACUCGAUCGAGACCGGAUAAUAAUUACCAUUUAAUUAAAAUACUGAAUCUAGCAAGAUGCUUUAUAUUUAUGCUUUGAAUCUAUGUAAUAUAUGUAAACUAUUUUUAUAAUGUGGUAUUUUGUCAUUAAUUCAAUAUUUUUGUACGGAAAGUUAUUACUAUGCUAAAUCAGUGUGUAAGUAAUAUCUUUGUCAUAUCGUUCGUACUAUGCAAGAACAGUAUUGUACUGCCUUUACAUUAAAAAAAGGUAGAGAUAGUAUCAGUAUGAUAAAGUUAACUUCCGUCUUUACUGUAUUUCAAAAGUUAAUGUAUCUAAAUAGUCUGCUUUUUUGAUGACCACAAAUAUGGAACUUGUAAGGUACUUCUUUCCGCAGCAAUUAUCUCCCCUGUCGCUGUUUUAUUGCUGGGGAGACAACUUCAUAUGAGAUAACAUUAUUACUUAUUAGACUUAUCGCUCAUAACAUUUAAACUGUAAGACUUUAUUCUAAAACAUUUUGAAAUGCGAAAUAUUCAAAUUACCUCCAUUAUUAUGCAAAUGACCUCUGAAAUUUCAUUUGAUAUAAAAUGAAAUGUUUUAACUAUAGUUGUACGACGUAUAGUCAUUGCCGUACUGUAUUUACGUAUAUCGGAGCUGGCACUAGAAUUUAUACCGUUUGAAAUUUCUUUGCAUCUUAUUUUCUAUUCAAAAAAGUGGUUUAAAGAUCGAAAACAACUUGAAAAUUCAAAGUUAACGUUUUGAUUUUGCCUUAAUAUUUGGUAUGGAUAUUCUGAUCUUUCUUAUUGACUGUUGAUGUAAAUUGGUUUAUUUGUUCUCUUGAUUUAAUUAAUUUCAAUCAUGUGAUUCAAAUCAACGUAGCCCAUGUUUGUCAAAAAUAGAUAAACAAACAAACAAACAAACAAAACCCAAGAGUUUUUUUUAAUAUUAAUUUAACUAUUAUAUUAGUCAAUGUGCUGAAUAAAAUCUGUGAAAAAGAGUCUGUUUGACUGAGUCUGUGUAUAAGACUUAAUAAAUGUCCUCCAUGAU
Mercenaria mercenaria is the source of this 3530-nucleotide messenger RNA. RefSeq names its product multiple epidermal growth factor-like domains protein 10. The transcript has 7 exons. The record is from RefSeq and is a predicted model, not a curated record. The coding region runs from base 290 to 2245 and encodes 651 amino acids. NCBI's taxonomy places the organism in Eukaryota, Metazoa, Mollusca, Bivalvia, Venerida, Veneridae. Gene Ontology annotation, molecular function: scavenger receptor activity.